CUGGUUUUGCAAAGAAACAUUAAAUCAACAAUUGUUUCUUGAAGGAAAAUCAAAUUAAUAAUUUCUGGAUUUCUGAAGAAAAUUGGGCGGGAAGAAUAAAAGAAUGGAAGUCUUAAUACCUGCAACAAAGCGGCAAAAGAGAAUAAGAAAUUUCACAACAAGUGAAAAACGAAAACUAAUUAAAGAAGUGCAAGAGUGGCCCCGAAUAUGGGACACAAAAAACGUUAUGCAUUCGAAUAAAAAUGCUUUGGAGCAGGCCUGGGUCCACAUAAGCAAUUCGCUUGGCAAAAGUGUUAAUGAGUGCAAAGUUGGAUGGAUUAGCUUACGGGAGAGCUAUCGCUAUCACGUCAAAGUGGCCCGCAAGCACAAAAGGGGUAGCGCUCGUCGAGAAACUAUUGAUUGGGAGUUUGCUGAAGAAAUGGCAUUUUUGCCAGAUGUAUCAAGAAAAACUUUCACAAGUCCAACAUUUGAAGAUUUAGAUUCAUCGUCCGCCAUAAAUAGAGCUAAUGCGGAGGAGUUAAUUAUUCCGCAAUUUGAUUAUAGUCCAACACCCACCACAAGUAAUCGGUCGUUUAGCGGACACCAAAAUGACGAGACAUGGAGUCAAUUCAACAACAUUUUAAAGAAGCCAGAAGAAUUAGUAGCAGGAAAGAACAACUCCCCAUAUGCACAAGUCCUUGCUUGUUUUGACUGGUUGUUGAAUAAGCUUCCACAGUCAAUUGCUGAUGAUAUGUGUAUGGAAUUUAACAGUAUGCUGUUACAGAAAGUGAAAGAAUUUAAAUCAAAAAAAUAGAAUAAGGAACAGAAACAAACAUCUUUUUAUACACACUUAUCUUAUGAUUAGUUAUAAAAUAAAUAAACACGAAAUUUGGAAACAUCAA
Messenger RNA from Bactrocera latifrons, 881 nucleotides. RefSeq lists its product as uncharacterized. The transcript is spliced from 5 exons. Gene Ontology annotation, cellular component: nucleus; transcription regulator complex. The record is from RefSeq and is a predicted model, not a curated record. NCBI's taxonomy places the organism in Eukaryota, Metazoa, Arthropoda, Insecta, Diptera, Tephritidae. Gene Ontology annotation, biological process: regulation of transcription by RNA polymerase II. The coding region runs from base 104 to 793 and encodes 229 amino acids.